Molecule: messenger RNA, 2522 nt
Organism: Leptopilina boulardi
Lineage: Eukaryota; Metazoa; Arthropoda; Insecta; Hymenoptera; Figitidae
Gene: Manf
Product: mesencephalic astrocyte-derived neurotrophic factor homolog
Exons: 5
Coding region: 238-861 (207 amino acids)
Biological process (GO): neuron projection development; dopaminergic neuron differentiation
Cellular component (GO): endoplasmic reticulum
Source: RefSeq, a predicted model, not a curated record
CGGAAUAUUUACUAUUUACAUAAGAAAACAGUCUCAGCAAAUUGUCUUUUUUUUUUUUUUUGAUUAAUUGACACAAUUUUCGAUAUUUAAAAAAAUUACACUAUUUGAAUUUUAGCGCUUUUUUUACAUCUCAAUUUCGCUGUUGGCACACCUGAUCGAAUCGAUAGUUCAAUCAUUCGCAGUACAACAAUAAAUCCUGUGUGUGUGUGUAAUUUAUAAAAUUAUUAUAAAUUAUAAAUGAAUAAAUACAAAAUUUGUGUCAAUAAAAUAUUCCCCAAAGCAAAAUUAAACUCAAAUCAAAAAUAUUUUACAAUCAUCAAACAAGAUAAACGGAGAAAAAUGAAGUUUCUUUUAGUGGCGGUCGCAGCUUUUGCUGUUUUUGGAAAGAUUUCUGCUUUAAAAGAAGGAGAAUGCGAAGUUUGUGUUGCAACUAUAAACAAAUUUGCCGCAACAUUGAGUGACGAGGAUAAAAAAUUGCAUACAACGAUUGAGGAAAAAUUCAAAAAAUUCUGUAAAGGAACGAAAUCCAAGGAAAAUCGAUUUUGCUAUUAUCUCGGAGGUUUGGAAGAAUCGGCUACGGGAAUUUUGGGCGAAAUGAGUAAACCUCUUUCUUGGUCGAUGCCAGCUGAUAAAAUUUGUGAGAAAAUCAGAAAGAAAGACGCACAAAUUUGUGAUUUGCGAUUUGAAAAACAAAUCGACUUGAAUACCGUGGAUUUGAAAAAAUUGAAAGUACGCGAUUUGAAGAAAAUUUUGAACGAUUGGGACGAGUCAUGCAAUGGAUGCAUUGAAAAAUCUGAUUUUAUUCAUCGAAUUGAAGAAUUAAAACCAAAAUAUUCGAAUCAACAAAAAACUGAACUUUGAGGAGAGUUUUAAACAAUUUUUUAGGCUGAAAAAGAAAAUACAAAACAAAAUUUAAAAAAAAAAAAAAAAAAAUACACGAAAAAAUUCACUUGAAAAGUUUUGUCUGUCAUCUCGCGAGAUAAAUGCACAAAAUUUAUAUGAAAAAAAUGAAUUUGUGUGCAAAAAAAAUUUUUUUUUAUGAAGUUUUAAAUAAUUCAUUUUAUUAAUUUUCUCGAGAUUAAUGAAAUAAUUAAUAAUUUUAAUUAACAAAUUAUUAAUUAUUAAUUUACUCAACAAAUUUUUAAUUACAAAUAAAAUUAAUAAAUUGUUAAUUAAUAAAUUAUUAAUAAUUUACUUAAUAAAUUGUUAAUUAUUAUUUUUAUUUAAUAAAUUAUUAAUUACUAUGUCAAUUAAUAAUUAUUAUUAGUUACUAAUUAAAUUUAAUAUUUCAUUAAUUUAUUAUUAAUAAUUGAUAAUUAUUUAGUUAAAAAUUAAUUAUUAAUAAUUUUAGAUGAUUAAUUAAAUUAUAAUCAUUGAUUAAUUUUUUUUUUUAAUGAUUAAUAGAAUUAGUUAUAAUUAAUUAAAUUUAUUAGUAAUUUAUUAGUAAAUUUAUUAGUAACAAAAAAAUUUAAUAAUUUAUUAGUUAAAAAAAAUUAAUUAACAAUAGAAUUUCGAGAAUUAAUAACUAAUAAUUUUCUGUAAUUAUUAAUUGAAAAUUUUUUCUCAAUGUACAUAAAAUUUUCAAUUUUUGACUGAGUAUUUUGUUUUUUCCUUUAUUUGUUAAUUUACAAUUUACAAUUAAUUUAUAUUUAUAUACAUAUUUUUGUUUCCCAGUAUCAAAUUUCAUUGGAAAAAUUUCAUUAUACGUAAAUUUCAAAAUCUCCAAAGAAGGGGAAAAUUUUUGUUUUUUGCUUUCGAAAAAUAGAAAUUUUUCUUUUAUUUAAAUUUAAAUGAAAAAAAAUAAUUUGUUUUUUUCCAUUUAAAUUUAAUGUAAAAAAAAAAAUUAAUUUCGUUUUAAUUAAAAGUAAAAAAAAAAUUUUCCCCUUUCAAAAUAAGAGAAAUCUAUUUAAAUUUAAAAAAAAAGAAAAUAUUCUUUCGUAGCAUAUUUUUACAUUUUUAAAUUUUCUUUUUAGAAUUAUAAAUAGUAAAGACAAAAAAAAAAAUUAAGAGAUGCUCAUAUCAUUUUUUUUCUCUGCAAUUUUUCAAUGAAAUAUUUUUUUAAAAAAACAGUUUUUCGAAUUUUUUUUUUUGGUAUAAUUAUUUUGAAAUAAAAAAAAAAAAAUUAUGUAUAGUUAGAAAAAAAAAAUGUGUGAUACUCCAUUUUAUUGUGAUGGAAUUUAUUUUCUUUUUUAACUCAAAAAUAGAAAAAGAAAAAAAAAAAAAUUCACAAAAAAUGGAGUAAAAUUGUAAUAUACGAGUGUACUUAUGCCAAAAUCUAGAUUGUUACAAAAUAAUUGCAUAUAUAAUAGGUAAAAAUAAAAUAAAUAAUAAUAAUGAUAAUUUUAAGAUCAAUCACUGUGAGACACUCUCCUGUUAUCAUCGACGAAUUUUAUUGUUAUACAUACACAUAUAUAUAUGAAAUCGCCUCGUGAAAAAAGAAAAAAAAACAACAGGAUUCAAUAAUUUUAUCGAAACUGUUUUUAAAAAUAAAAUAAAAAUUGAUUCUUCUUUUCGUAAUACAA